AUGGCAGCUCCCCAGGAUCGACAGAAUGAGAGGACGGUGGGGAGCGGCACGCUUAUUCCACAGAUUAAUUUGUAUGACAAGGCAAACAAAGUCGCUUACUUUGGAGACAGCGACCUGGCAGCCUCUUCGCAUAUCGACUUUGAAAAAUAUGGCAGGGGAAAUCCACUCCUUGGGGAAUCGGAGAAGCCGGCGCGUGCGUUGUUGGCUGCACUGACAACAUUACUGUCUUUGACCGUGGUCGCAUUCCUAACUCAAGAACUUGCAGCCCGUGCCCUUUCGCAAGUCGAAGAAUGGCUAACUUCAAGCUACGACGAUUCUGUGGAGUUCACGAUUGGAUUUUUCGUAGUAAAGGCAUCGGUCCAAAUGCCAGGGGAUGCAUCAUCGCAAGUUGAACCCAACUCGUCAGUUUUAAAGACGUGGAUGGAGGGCUUUUUAGUGCACACCAGAGAGAAGGAUGCCACGCUCGUGAUGGGCCCAAAGUUAUACAAAGUCAAGUACAGCGAACAUGCGGCUGCUGAGAUGCUCGAUUCUUCAUGGGGCGAUGUGGAGACCGCGAUAUUUGGGCCAGCCACUAGUGGCCAAGAAACAGAGUGGAAAGGAUCAACCAGAGUGGGGAAAAAAGAAGCCAGUGUUCGUUUAAAAGCACGGGACUUGAGGAAGCGAGAGGUUAAAAAGCUUGAGCGAACUCCCAGCACGAAGGCUGCUGAGAUGACGCGGUGGAUUGCUGGUGAAGGUGCGAAGUUUGGCCAGGAAACUGAAAAUGAUCUCCUUGAUGAAGCAUUUCUUGGACCUCCAGGCCUAGGUUAG
This is a messenger RNA of Eimeria acervulina, 807 nucleotides long. RefSeq lists its product as hypothetical. Lineage: Eukaryota; Apicomplexa; Conoidasida; Eucoccidiorida; Eimeriidae. The coding region runs from base 1 to 807 and encodes 268 amino acids. The record is from RefSeq and is a predicted model, not a curated record. The transcript has 9 exons.